Molecule: messenger RNA, 1933 nt
Organism: Momordica charantia (bitter melon)
Lineage: Eukaryota; Viridiplantae; Streptophyta; Magnoliopsida; Cucurbitales; Cucurbitaceae
Molecular function (GO): catalytic activity
Source: RefSeq, a predicted model, not a curated record
UUAAGCUCAUUUCAACCCAAAAUCCUGCGAUGAAGCUUCCUGUGGCGAGUAACGAUGGUUCUCUCUCACUCUCACUCCCACACUGCGCAUCUCUCCGCCUCCAGUUGCCGUCGCCGCCGCCGCAUUCACUUCAACUUCAUCGCUCUCCCUCAUGCUCGCCUUCGAUCAAACGGACCAUCUCUCUCUCCAGCAAUCCUCAUCAGAGGCGGGUUGCUCGAAUCAUCGCGAUGUCAGCAAGAAACUACGACGAAUUUGUGGUCGAUUCUCCGGCCAAGGCGCUUCGGAGGAUCCUGGAGAUGCCUGGCGUCCACCAAGGCCCCGCUUGUUUCGAUGCUCUCAGUGCUAAGCUAGUUGAGAGAGCUGGCUUUCUCUACUGCUUUACCAGUGGAUUUUCUAUAUCGGCUGCUAGACUGGCACUGCCAGAUACAGGUUUCAUAUCAUAUGGUGAAAUGUUGGAUCAAGGGCAACAAAUCACUCAAUCAGUGUCAAUUCCUGUGAUUGGAGAUGGUGACAAUGGAUACGGAAAUGCAAUGAAUGUGAAGAGAACUGUUAAAGGGUACAUACGAGCAGGCUUUGCAGGGAUCAUACUUGAAGAUCAGGUAUCUCCAAAAGCUUGUGGCCAUACACAAGGUAGGAAAGUGGUAUCUAGAGAGGAGGCUGUGUUGCGGAUAAGAGCAGCUGUUGAUGCUAGAAAAGAAAGUGGCUCUGACAUUGUUAUUGUCGCUCGAACUGAUUCUCGUCAAGCAGUGUCCCUUAACGAAUCACUGUGGAGAGCAAGGGCCUUUGCUGAUGCUGGAGCUGAUGUUCUUUUCAUUGAUGCUCUAGCUUCAAAAGAGGAGAUGGAGGCUUUUUGUAAAAUCUUUCCCAAAGUGCCUAAAAUGGCCAAUAUGCUUGAAGGAGGAGGAAAAACACCCAUUGUUAAUCCUCUUGAACUGGAGGCAAUUGGAUAUAAACUUGUUGCUUACCCUCUUUCCCUGCUCGGGGUAUCCAUUCAAGCAAUGCAGGAUGCACUGCUUGCAAUUAAAGGAGGCCGAUUGCCUUCUCCUGGAAGCAUGCCAACUUUUGGAGAGAUGAAGGAAAUAUUGGGUUUCAACCGUUAUUAUGAAGAAGAGAAGAAAUAUGCUUCUGCUGUCAGUCAGCCUUCACUAAAAGUGGGCAGUAGCAUAAACAGUCUUCAAGGGAGAGUUGAAGAUGAUUCAGAGGAGAAAGACCAAAAUCCUCAAGGUCCAAUUGUCGAAGUGAUUACUCCUGAGAUAUAUAAAGGCUAUGAUGCAGAUGGAUCGAGACGUCCCUUUUCUGGUAUCUGGUCCCGGAGAUUGAGAGUCAAAAUAAUCGGAAGAGAUGGAUUUGAGAGACUUGAUGUUAGGAUUCCUGCGGGAUUCUUGGAUGGACUAACAAAUAUAGUUCCAGCUUUGGGAGGUAUAAAUAUCAAAGAACUGAUGGACGAUGCAGCUGGAGAAGUAGGAGGGAAACUGUUACUGGAUUUUGUUGAUGGCAUGGGCGACCGGAUCGAAGUCUUUCUGGAGUAACUAACUUCAUUUUGUUCAUUGCAACUAUGAUAAAAGUCCAGGAGCCAGCGAAGGACAUUAUUUCAAGCAGUUCGCACGAUCUGAUGCGACUGCCGAAGAACGGCUGCAUACAACUGCAUCAUCAAGGGGUGGCUGGAUUAUAGCUAUUUAUGCAACUAAAUUUCACAUCUUAAAAUUGAUGUUUGGAUUCCUACGUCUACAGGUGUUCCUUACUGCUUAGAGAAAUGAGUUCUCUACUCAGAGAAAUGAGAUUAUAAAUUGUCAUUUUUAAGUGUGGCUCCUUUGCCUUGUUUUGAUUUGGUUGAUGAUUAUUGAUGCAGGCAUUACUUUAUUGGUAAAAAACAAAGUGUUUAAGACCAUGAUUUACAACAUCUUUUUUAUAAGGGAAAGUUGCAAAAACUAUC